Messenger RNA from Eutrema salsugineum, 1222 nucleotides. RefSeq names its product KH domain-containing protein At3g08620. The record is from RefSeq and is a predicted model, not a curated record. Bases 63 to 908 code for a protein of 281 amino acids. Gene Ontology annotation, cellular component: nucleus. Gene Ontology annotation, biological process: regulation of mRNA splicing, via spliceosome. Gene Ontology annotation, molecular function: mRNA binding. The transcript is spliced from 7 exons. Lineage: Eukaryota; Viridiplantae; Streptophyta; Magnoliopsida; Brassicales; Brassicaceae.
UCGAGAACCAAAUUUGGUACAUGAAAAUUGCGUGAAGACAGUGGAGCAAAAAACCCUCUGCCAUGUCUGGUCUGUACAAUCCCAGCUUCUCACCUUCUAGAGCCGCUUCUCCCCAGAUUAGAACCACCUCCGAUGUUGACAGUCAGUACUUAUCUCAGUUGUUAGCGGAACAUCAAAAGCUUGGACCUUUCAUGCAAGUCUUACCCAUAUGUAGCCGACUCUUAAAUCAAGAGAUUUUCCGGGUUAGUGGAAUGAUGUCAAACCAAGGUUUUACCGAUUUUGAUAGGCUGCGGCAUCGAAGCCCUAGUCCAAUGGCUUCACCAAAUCAUAUGUCUAAUGUUCCUGGUGCUGGAUUAGGUGGUUGGAAUGGUCUUCCACCAGAGAGAAUAGGUGGUCCUCAUGGAAUGGCAAUGGAGUGGCAAGGUGCACCUCCUAGCCCAAGUUCAUACACAGUGAAGCGUAUCUUGCGUUUAGAUCUUCCAGUCGACACAUUUCCAAAUUUCAAUUUUGUUGGAAGGCUUCUGGGUCCUAGAGGGAACUCGUUGAAGCGUGUGGAAGCAACUACGGGUUGCCGUGUGUUUAUUAGAGGGAAAGGAUCAAUUAAGGACCCUGACAAAGAAGAGAAACUGAAAGGGAAGCCUGGCUAUGAGCAUCUCAAUGAGCAGCUGCAUAUCCUCAUUGAGGCUGAUCUUCCUGUUGAUAUUGUGGAUAUAAAGCUGCGGCAGGCCCAAGAAAUCAUCGAGGAGUUGGUCAAACCUGUGGAUGAGUCACAGGAUUACAUAAAGAGGCAGCAGUUGCGAGAGCUCGCUUUGCUGAAUUCUAACUUGAGAGAAAACAGUCCAGGUCCAAGCGGUAGUGUCUCUCCUUUCAAUUCAAACGCAAUGAAACGCCCAAAAACGGGACGCUAAGAGAGCAUGAUGAGGUACUGAUAAAAGUGUGUGUAUAUGUGUAUAACUGGCCUAAUGGUGUUGGUUGCGUCUGCUCUUGGUUCUUUUGCUUCUCUGGUCCACAGUGAUUCUUAAGCACAAAGCACCAAGAGAAGCCCAACAGUUUCUCAUGUUUUCUUCCUAAACCGGGGAAAUCAUUAAAGACGAAAAGAAAGAAUGUGAAAGUAGCGUUAGACGGUUGAUGCAUUGUAACCAUUAAAAUAGAUUAUUUGGAUUUAUUCAUGUGUUGAAGUUGUAGUGUUCUUGAUUUUGGAAUGGACAUCUAAUUACGUAUA